GAGAAACCUGUUAUAGACUUAUCCAUAAGUCGAGAAUGAUGGGGCCAGAAGAACCAGAGAAACCGAGCAUCCCCAUAAGGGGAUGGUUGUGGUUUAGAGAUAUUCCAUCUAAGCUCCUAGCUAAACUACAUGAAGUAGCUAGGCAAGCAAUAAAGGUAGCAAAGGACGAUCCGAGAAGAUUGAUCCAUUCCCUCAAGGUCGGACUUACAGUAACGUUAGUAUCAUUGUUGUACUACCUCCGGCCUCUGUACAACAACUUUGGUGCCUCUGCAAUGUGGGCUGUCAUGACUGUGGUGGUUGUCUUUGAAUUCUCAGUCGGUGGAACAAUUGGAAAAUGCUUGAACAGAGGACUAGCAACCUUAGCAGCUGCUGCUCUUGCUAUCGGAGCUCAUCACUUGGCCAUCCUAAUUGGGAAAAAAUGCGAACCAUAUCUGAUUGGAGUAUUUGUAUUCAUACAAGCUGUAGCCAUGACUUUCGUACGAUUCUUUCCCAAAGUGAAGGCCAAAUAUGACUAUGGGAUGCUUAUAUUCGUCAUGACAUUUAGCCUGGUUUCCAUAUCUGGUCUUCGAAUGAAUGAAGUUCUAGAGUUGGCUCAAGCAAGGCUCGUAACCAUACUCAUUGGUGCAUCAACUUGCCUGGCUGUCUGCAUCCUCAUCUGCCCUGUGUGGGCCGGUGAAGAUCUUCAUAGAUACGUGGCUCAAAACAUAAGCCAACUUGGAAAUUUCUUGGAAGGUCACACGGAUCAGUGUUUCAAAACAUCGUGUGAUGCAUGGAUAGAGAUAACAAAACCAUCUGUUGUCAACCUAAACAGUAUUCUUGUCGAUUCAAAAGGCAGGGAAGAAACCUUGGCCAAUCUAGCCGGAUGGGAACCGGGGCAUGGUCAGUUCAUGUAUCGCCAUCCAUGGAAACAGUACCUCAAAAUCGGAAACUUGACAAGGCAGUGUGCCUGCCGCCUUGAAGCAAUCAAUGGCUGCUUCAAUUCCAACUUUCAAGCACCGCCAGAAAUCCAAUGCACAAUCGAAGUGGCCUUUUCUGAAUCUGGAAAAGCAUUGAAAGAGCUAGCAUGGGCAGUAGAAACAAUGACGAAACCAUCAUCAGCUAAUCCACACAUAGCAAACCUAAAAAUCGCGUCCAGAAACCUUAAAUCUAUAUUGAAAUCGGGUGUUUGGGGAGAAGGAAGCGAUAUUCUGCAAAUAAUACCUGUUGCCGCGGCGAUGAUCGAUACGGUUUCCAGCGUGGAACAGAUUUGUGUUGCGGUUAACGAGCUCAGUUUCAUGGCGAAAUUCAAGAGCAGAAACGGAAGCGGAGUUGAAGGAGAGUCAGAAAUCGGGCACGAUAAGAGCUGUAUAGAGAUUGGAAUGGCAGAAAUUCCGAGUUUGAGCGUUGCGAUUGAUGGAGGAAUUGAAAUUUCUGCUGAAGCUGAAGAGCAGAUUUUAAUGGUUUAAACGACGUGUGGAAUGUUAAAGAGAGAUAUUUUUAGUCCAUAAUUGACGUCUCAAUUCCACAAAA
Molecule: messenger RNA, 1509 nt
Organism: Salvia miltiorrhiza (redroot sage)
Lineage: Eukaryota; Viridiplantae; Streptophyta; Magnoliopsida; Lamiales; Lamiaceae
Product: aluminum-activated malate transporter 2-like
Exons: 6
Coding region: 36-1445 (469 amino acids)
Biological process (GO): malate transport
Cellular component (GO): plant-type vacuole membrane
Source: RefSeq, a predicted model, not a curated record